UUGUAGUCCAUUUGGCCCAAAAUUUUCUCUCUCCUAUGAAGCCCUAAGCGCUGGCGAUUUUGGAGGCGACCUGCGAUAUGGGAAGAAGAGGCUCAAUUCAUAGUAGUAGGGUGUUGAUCUCAUCAACUCAUCGAUCACCUAGAAAUAACUUCUCGCCUUCUUCUCUGCUCAAGGUCUGUCCCCUGGAACCGCCGACGCCGACGUUCUCAUCGUCGACUGCAAGCUCUCCAAACUCUGAACCAAGCAUUAUUGACAAAAAGAUGCAAAGUGUCACCUUGAAGUUCACAAAAAAAGUCGAGGAUAAAUUGGGUUUCUGCAUAAGCGACGUGGAAAAGGAAUGGGAUCGAGCGUUCAAUUAUUCGAAAAAUUUGGACUUCGUGCAGAAUUGUAUCCUGCAGAUAAAAGGAGAUCUCGCCAAGAGACUAUGUACUGCAUCGGAAAUAAAGUUUUACUUCGAGAGUUUCUUAGAGAGGGCAUCAUUAGAUGCCCCUGAGGCAAAACCCAACAAGAAUUGCAAUUUGACCUCAUGGGUCCCUGGAUGUCUGCCAGGAUGGGCUUCUGGUCUCAAUUCAGCUGAUGAGAAGGUUGAUCUCACAAACUCUUCAAGGGACAUGCCUGCUAGGACAAAUGACAGUCAACCUUGUUGUGAGGGUUUUUUUUGUCCGCAGGGUAUUACUUGCAUGAUACCUUGCCCGCUAGGUUCUUACUGCCCACUUGGAAAGCUCAAUAACGUCACUGGCAUAUGUGAUCCAUAUCAUUAUAGACCACCUCCUGGACAGACAAAUUAUACUUGUGGCGGAGCUGAUGUUUGGGCUGAUGUUCUGAGUAGUGGUCAAGUAUUCUGUUCAGCGGGAUCAUACUGUCCCACUACUAUCGAAAAGGUUACUUGCAGUAGCGGAUAUUACUGCAGGAUGGGUUCUACAUCUCAAAAGCCAUGCUCUGCGUUGAGUACGUGCGAUCCAAAUACAGCAAAUCAAAACCUUGAAGUAUACGGGAUUAUUAUUAUUGCUACAUUGAGUGUCCUACUGCUGCUUAUUUAUACUUGUUCAGACCAAGUCCUCUCAAUUCGGGAUGAAAGACUGGCCAAGUCCCGGGAAGCUGCGGCGAGGAGUGCACGAGAAACUGCACAGGCGAGAGAAAGGUGGAAGUCUGCAAAAAAUGUUGCCAUUAAACGUGCAGUUGGCCUGCAACAACAGUUUUCGUGUGCAUUUUCACGGAAGACAUCUUUUAAACAACCAGAACAACUGAAUGUUAUUGGUCAAGCUAAAGCUGGCAGUAAUGAAGCCUCACUACCACCUAAAAUUCCCAGUAAUUCAAGUAUAGCUCUGCAGCCAUCAGUUGCUCCAAAAGCAAAGAGAAAGGAACCAAGCAACCUUACAAAUAUGUUGCAAUCCCUCGAGAAUGAUUCAGAUAGUAACCAGGGCUUUAAUCUGGAGAUUGGAGAUAAAAAUAUAAAAAAGCAGAUUCCAAAGAAUAAGUUGCACACUCGCAGCCAAAUAUUUAAGUAUGCAUAUGGUGAACUCGAGAAGGAGAAAGCUAAGGAGCAGAAGGGUAACAACUUGACCUUCACAGGAGUACUCUCAAUGGCAACCAAUAGUGAAAUCAGGACCAGACCUCUGAUUGAGGUUGCUUUCAAGGAUCUAACCCUUACUCUAAAAAGGAAAAAUAAACAUCUGUUGAGGUGUGUUACUGGGAAAAUUAUGCCUGGUAGAGUUUCUGCUGUCAUGGGUCCAUCAGGAGCAGGAAAAACAACAUUUCUUUCUGCUCUGACAGGAAAGGCAACUGGAUGCACCAUGUCAGGUUUAAUUCUUAUAAACAGAAAAGUUGAAUCCAUUCACUCAUACAAGAAAGUUAUUGGUUUUGUCCCACAAGAUGAUAUUGUCCAUGGAAACUUAACAGUAGAGGAGAACCUCCGGUUCAGUGCAGAGUGCAGACUCUCUGCCGACAUGCCAAAAGCUGAUCGGGUUCUGAUUGUUGAAAGAGUUAUUGAGUCACUGGGACUGCAAGCAGUAAGGGAUUCUCUGGUUGGGACAGUAGAGAAACGAGGAAUAUCUGGAGGUCAGAGGAAACGAGUAAAUGUUGGGCUGGAAAUGGUCAUGGAGCCUUCACUAUUGAUCUUGGAUGAGCCCACGUCUGGUUUGGACAGUGCAUCUUCAAAUUUACUUCUAAGGGCUCUUCGACGUGAAGCUCUUGAAGGGGUAAACAUCUGCAUGGUCGUUCACCAGCCAAGUUAUGCCUUGUUCAGAAUGUUUGAUGACUUAAUACUUCUAGCCAAAGGUGGUCUUACUGUGUACCAUGGAUCUGUGAAGAAAGUUGAAGGAUACUUUGCAGGCCUAGGGAUCAUUGUGCCAGAACGUGUUAAUCCUCCAGACCACUUCAUCGAUAUUUUGGAGGGUAUAGUGCAACCGGUCUCGGGUGUGACUGUUCAACAGCUUCCUGUCAGAUGGAUGCUUCAUAAUGGGUACCCGGUGCCCCCCGAGAUGAUGCAUUAUUGUGAUGAAAUUGCAGCAUCCUCGAAGGGUGUAGAUCCAGGAGCUGAUGAAGCUACUGAACAACCUGUUGCUGGAGACUUGUGUCAGGAUGUAAAGUGCAAUGUCAAGCAUCAGCACAAUUUUAAAAAAUCCCAUGACUUAACUAACCGAGUUACUCCUGGUGUAUUCCGUCAAUAUAGAUAUUUCCUUGGGAGGGUUAGCAAGCAGCGACUACGAGAAUCUAAAAUUCAAGCAGCCGACUAUUUGAUAUUAUUACUUGGUGGAGUAUGCUUAGGAACUAUCGCAAAAAUUACAGAUGAAACAUUUGGGGCUCUUGGUUAUACUUACACUGUCAUCGCUGUUUCACUUCUAUGCAAGAUUGCAGCUUUGAGAACAUUUUCACUGGACAAAUUACACUACUGGAGAGAAAGUGCAUCUGGCAUGAGCAGUCUAGCUUAUUUUCUCUCCAAGGAUACAAUAGACCAUUUCAAUACGGUUGUCAAGCCUUUGGUUUAUCUUUCCAUGUUCUAUUUCUUCAACAGUCCUCGAUCAUCCUUCAUGGACAAUUACAUUGUUUUGCUCUGCCUCGUAUACUGUGUGACUGGCAUAGCCUAUGUAUUUGCCAUCCUCCUCGAACCUGGUUCAGCCCAACUGUGGUGUGUUCUGCUUCCUGUUAAUUUGACUCUCAUUGCAAACCAGAAUAAGAAGACUCAAGCUGCGAAACUCUUAGGCGAUUAUGUCUACCCAAAAUUUGCCAUGGAAGCUUUUACUGUUGCAAAUGCUGAAAGGUACUCUGGAGUGUGGCUAAUAACCCGGUGUGGUUUAUUACUGAAAAGAGCCUACAAUGUUAACAAUUGGACUAAUUGUGUAUUGUCCCUCAUGGUUACUGGUAUAGUUAGUCGUUUCAUAGCUUUUUUUUGUAUGAUAAAAUUCCAAAAGAAGUAAGUUUAACCCUUUAUUUCGUGGCAUAUUAUUAUUUUAAUGUACAGAAAUCGAAAAGUCUAUUUUUUUUACCACUAUAUCAUAUUAGAUCCAUUCAAAAGAUUAUGUAAAAUUUCCUUUAGCAAUGAGAGUUUGUGGCUUACAACAAAA
Molecule: messenger RNA, 3563 nt
Organism: Cornus florida
Lineage: Eukaryota; Viridiplantae; Streptophyta; Magnoliopsida; Cornales; Cornaceae
Product: putative white-brown complex homolog protein 30
Exons: 16
Coding region: 78-3416 (1112 amino acids)
Molecular function (GO): ATP hydrolysis activity; ABC-type transporter activity; ATP binding
Source: RefSeq, a predicted model, not a curated record